Messenger RNA from Manacus vitellinus (golden-collared manakin), 6196 nucleotides. RefSeq names its product mitogen-activated protein kinase kinase kinase 3 (gene MAP3K3). NCBI's taxonomy places the organism in Eukaryota, Metazoa, Chordata, Aves, Passeriformes, Pipridae. The record is from RefSeq and is a predicted model, not a curated record. Bases 1 to 1983 code for a protein of 660 amino acids. Gene Ontology annotation, biological process: protein phosphorylation. The transcript has 17 exons. Gene Ontology annotation, molecular function: protein kinase activity; ATP binding; protein binding.
AUGAAGAGGAUCCAAUAUGAACAGGAGGCCUUGAAAUCCAUCAUGAAGGACCUGGUGGCUCUCCAGAUGAGCAGGCGUCACAGGCUGCCUGGCUAUGAGACCAUGAAGAAUAAAGACACUGCUCACACCAACAAACAGAAAAAACACAAUGCCAGCAGUCCCCCCCUCCUGGGCAGCCCUGCAAUAACAAACCAGUGUGCCUCUGCAGUGGAAGAAAAAAAAAUUCCGAAUGAUGUCAGGAUAAAGUUUGAACACAACGGGGAGCGACGGAUCAUCCCCUUUGUCCGGCCCGUGCGUUACGAAGACGUGCAGCAGAAAGUGAAAACAGCCUUUGGGCAGCCCCUGGACCUGCACUACAUGAACAACGAGCUCUCUAUCCCUCUGAAAAACCAAGAUGACCUGGAUAAAGCUGUAGAUCUCUUAGACCGAAGCUCUAAUGUGAAAAGCCUUAGAAUAUUAUUGCUGUCCCAGGACAGAAACCAUACCAGUUCUUCACCCCAUUCUGGACUGCCCAAACAAGUCAGGAUUAAAACUUCCCAGUCUGUGGGGGAUGUGAGCACACCCUACCAGCAGCCAGAACCCAGAAGUAGGCAUCUGUCUGUCAGCUCCCAGAACACAGGGAGGAGUUCCCCCCCUCCGGGGUACGUUCCGGAGAGGCAGCAGCGCAUCGCCCGCCAGGGAUCCUACACCAGCAUCAACAGCGAGGGGGAAUUCAUCCCAGAGACCAAUGAACAGUGUAUGCUGGACCCUCUAAGCAGUGCUGAAAACUCGGUGUCAGGAAGCUGCCAGUCCUUGGACAGGUCAGCAGACAGUCCUUCUUUUCGGAAGUCACGGAUGUCAAGGGCACAAAGCUUCCCUGAUAAUAGACAGGAGUUCUCAGACCGGGAGAAUCAGAUCUACGACAAAGCAGGGAAAGGUGGGACGUACCCUCGGCGCUACAACGUCUCCAUGCAGCACAAGGACUACAACGAUGGCCGGAGGACGUUUCCCAGGAUACGGCGUCACCAAGGGAAUCUUUUCACCUUGGUCCCUUCCAGCCGUUCCCUGAGCACCAACGGGGAGAACCUGGGCCUGGCCCUGCAGUACCUGGACCCGCGGGGCCGCCUGCGCAGCGCCGACAGCGAGAACGCCCUGGGCGUGCAGGAGAGGAACAUCCCCACCAAAUCUCCAAGUGCUCCAAUAAACUGGCGACGAGGGAAACUGCUGGGCCAGGGCGCCUUCGGCCGCGUGUACUUGUGCUACGACGUGGACACGGGCAGGGAACUUGCAGCCAAACAGGUCCAGUUUGAUCCAGAGAGCCCUGAAACCAGCAAGGAAGUGAGUGCCCUGGAGUGUGAAAUUCAGCUGCUGAAGAACCUCCAGCACGAGCGUAUUGUCCAAUAUUACGGCUGCUUACGGGAUCGGGCAGAGAAGACCUUGACCAUCUUCAUGGAGUACAUGCCAGGGGGGUCGGUGAAGGACCAGCUGAAGGCGUACGGGGCCCUCACGGAAAACGUCACCCGGAAAUACACUCGGCAGAUCCUCGAGGGAGUCUCGUACCUUCACAGCAACAUGAUUGUGCACAGGGACAUAAAGGGAGCCAAUAUUCUCCGUGACUCUGCUGGGAACGUGAAGCUCGGGGACUUUGGGGCCAGCAAACGGCUGCAGACAAUCUGUAUGUCUGGGACCGGCAUCCGCUCCGUCACGGGCACUCCGUACUGGAUGAGCCCCGAGGUGAUCAGCGGGGAAGGCUACGGGAGGAAAGCGGACGUUUGGAGCCUGGGCUGCACCGUGGUGGAAAUGCUGACAGAGAAGCCCCCCUGGGCAGAGUACGAAGCCAUGGCCGCGAUCUUCAAAAUCGCCACCCAGCCAACCAACCCCCAGCUCCCCUCCCACAUAUCAGAACAUUGCCGGGACUUCCUAAAGCAGAUCUUUGUGGAAGCCAGGCACAGACCCUCUGCUGAAGAGCUGCUCAGACACCAGUUUGCACAGCUCCAGUACUGAAUUACCUCCCUUGCUCGCAGCUCCUGCUGGGCUUUCCGUGCCCCGUCUGGUCUCGUUGCAACUGCCCGUUGUGGUGCUGCAUCUUCAAAAUGCCAACUCAGCUGGCCUAGUCCUUUGGGGGAGUUAUGCCAAGGAACUUGGGGUCUGCUCUCGUGCCUGAUUCCUUAGUUUGCUGGACUGAUGUUCAUCCUGCCAAAUGGCUGGAUUUUUGCCCUGAGAUACCUGGAUGUGCCCUUGCAGCUGGCUGCAUGUUUUCUGCAGGCCCGGGAAUGGGAAUCCAACAAGUUGGAUCCACUGGUUGAACGUGAAGAAAUCUGAAGCCAGGUGGGAACUGGGAGAGCUCCACUCUUCAGAACAGAAACAUGCAACAGCCUCCAGACCAGCUCUGUCUGUGUGGGUGCCUGGUUUCCACCAGGGGCUCCAGAGGCAUCUCCAGUCCCUGAAUCCAGCCCAAAGAAGCCAUGUGUCAUGGAGCAUGCGCUCGCUAUAGUAUGAUAUAUUUUUCUUCUUAAGUAUUCAGCAUCUGAAGGUGUUCAGAAAAUAUUGAUUCAAAAGUAUGUGAAUAGUGUUAUUUUAUAAUGAGCCCAUGGAUUUUGGGGUGGGGGUGAGGGAGGUCUUUCUAGCCAAAUGUCAGGAUAAUCAGAAGAGUUUCAGCAGAAUGCAGUCGCUCCAGGGCCUGAGGGAAGGACUCUCCCACUGACGUUGAAAAAUCCAGAGCUUGAUUUCCAAGGUUUGAUCUGCCCCAGCAUUAAGGCAGUGUCACUUUGUGUCCUCAUAGCCAACAAAUCCGUGCUCCUGCUUCCCUCUCUGGGGCUGCUGGGUCCAAACAAAACCCCUCUGGGAGGGAGUUCUGCAGAACAACUUCCUGCUGCAUCCUGCUGCAUUUUUGGCUGGUAACGUUUUGCCAUCCUUUAAACCAAAGAUAGUCCAUCUGGUGCCCAGGAAUUUCCUUCAGCAUUUCUUUGAGCACCUGGCUUAUGGAAAAUCAAGUUUUUCAUGGGUAAAAUUAUCUGGACACUCGUUUUCCUUGGGCACAGGAAGUUGGAAUCGAACUCAGCCCUUCAGUGUGGUUUGUUUUAUAGGUAAGCAAGUGGUUAUUUAAGACUUCCAUAAAAUGCCCAAUUUAAAUAAGCUUUUUAGGACUUAAGUCAAACAAGGAACCAGAGAGAACAUUUGAAAUGGUAGCAAAUAUCUAAAAUUACCUGGAGAUCCCCACACAGGUGCCAGCAAAACAUAUCCAAGUGAUUUUGCUUUUGAAAGGUACCACAAGUCUGAGAACUUGAGUUCCUGGUGGCCUCAGACCCUCUGUGUUGGUUUAGGCACUAAUAAUCUGUGUUUCACUCAUAAAAGACCAUCAGUUUUUAAGUGCUGAGGAUUCAUGGAGUAAUUAUAAGUUAUCUCUGAGAAAUGAAACUAAGAAAAGCAAAUGUUAAUUAGCUAAAAUGUUACUCUAUAAGGCAACACUAAAGGUGUUCUGCUCUUGUAUUGGAAACCAUAUUAAGGCUCCACACACCUCCACUCUUCUCCCCCAUAAAAACUUGAAAAUUGCUUCAUAAUGCAGUAAAAUUAAAUUUUUAAGUGAAUGCUGAUGGCAGGAUAAGACAACUUUUAAUGAAACCAGGCUCCUUGAACACACGAUAAAUACCGUGUUAAAUUUAAAAAAAAGGGAAAAAAGAACCCUAAAACCCCCAACCAACCAAAAGUCCUGAAAGGAUUUAACAAUCUGAGGUGUUUUUCCUGUGCCAAACCCAGAGUGAUGUACGACCAGUGAGAGCUGGUUUCCCCCCGCACUGCGGCAAGGAUGCACUGUUCUGCUUGCAGGCACUUAGGAGAUACCUUUCCUGAAAGCCCUGGGUCCAUAACUUAUUUACUUCUAGUGAGAGCACUUCUAUUGAUCUUUUCCCAGCCUGCAACCUGACUCCAGGUUGCCAAGGCCCUUGGCCUGAGUCCUGGCCUGCACUUCACUGUUGCACUGAGGGGAAGCGAGGGCGUGACGCUGCUGCUCGGGUUGGGGAGCCUUUCACAGCACUUUGCUGGGGAAUGUGAGAUCACCCCUGGAGUCUGGGUGACAGGAUUAGGGGGAUCAGCACUCCUGAGGGGCCCAGCAUCACUCUCAGGCCUUGCAGCCAGCACCUAAACAUACCAAAGAUUGGGAUCUUUACUCACCACCCUUCACCCUGCAGCCAUGGGGAGCACGGUGACGUCUGUGGGGGUUUCUCUCUCUCCUUGGCUUGUCCUCACCAAAUUGAGACCUUCUCCCGUGAUUUUUCCUUGUUAUCCCACACGCUGCGUUCUGGGAGAGAACAGGGCAUGAGGAAAUGGUGUCACUUUUUAACGUUUCAAAGCAACUCAAUCCUCAGGACCCGUUGUGGCUUUUACCUCAUCCGCGUCACGGGAGGCUGUUCCAGAGCAGAGCAAAGAGCCCCAGGGACUGAUGGGCUCAAUCCUGGCCCUUCCCUAUGCUGAGAUGUGCCUACUCUGUGUAUCCACCUGUAUUCCAGCCUGUAGUAAUGGAAUUAAAUAGCUGUACAGUGACAGAGAACAUGGGGUGCCAGCUUGGACUUGUGUGUUGCAGCCCCCGGCCCAGCGCCGCCCGUUCGGCACAGGAACAAGCCAAAGCAUUACCUGUCUGUUUGGAGAUGCACUUUUAUGAAUGUAGUUUAUAUCGCUCUUUUUUAGCUCUUUUUACAUCAUGUAAACAGUGAUGCCUCAUACUUUUUUUUUUUUAUUUAUAUCGUAAAAGAUCAUAUUUGAUGAUUUUUAUAUAUAUCGACUGUUAACGGGGGGGGAGGGGGCGGGAGGAGGAGGGGAAAUAAAUUUGACGCCUUUAUGAAUUUAAAAAGGAAAAAAAAGCAGCUGGUUUUGCAGAGAAUUUGCUGAUGGUUUAUAACGAGUAGAGCCAAGCCCAAAAUGCUUCUUUGUUUCCUCACAGCCCUCUGGAAAAGGAAGAUCUGGAUUCCUGAGUCCACUGCUCCGGUGAAUAACUUGGGGCUGAUAUUGAUCCCGUGGGCUCUUAACAGCCCUGGCAGCAAAAGAGUUUCAAGUGGACAUGAAUGUAAUUAUGCCUCAAAAUUGAAUUACAUCUGGCCUCUUAAUGCUGGCAGAAUUAGGAAAAACUGGGAAUAAACUCAUUCAGGGGAGGGUGGAGGAGGAGUGCCAGGCUGACAAUAAGCUAUUGUGUCCAGUCCAAAUGUCACGUGGAGUUUCCUGCUGUUCCUUCCAGGGAGGGAAUAUUGAGUAUUAGGAUCCUUGAUGGAAUAUUGAGAAUAUAGGGAAUAUUGAGUAUUGGGAUCCUUUUUGGAAGGUGCUGCAGAAAUGGAGGAUAUUCUCUUUGACAAAGAAUUUGUCAGAGUCCCAGUAUCCUGAAACGGUUGAAACUGGGCAGAAAAAUGUCUGAGAUUCCCAUCAGAGAGGAACUUGGGGGAUUUGAUUGUCCCUGAGUUUGUUAGGAAACAAACUGGGGGCAUUUUGGGCUUGGUGUGACGAUUCUGUGCAUUCCAGGUUAUUUGCUUGCUCUCCAGAAGAUCUGAGCUUUGCCCAUUCUAGUGACAGUAGGUUGCAGCAAUUUGGAUUUACUUUAUUUCUGGAGUAAUAUUCCAAAGGACUUGAUGCUCCAAACAGCUCCUGCUGCCAUUAAUUACCAACACAAAUUGCCCAGGAGGGAAACUGGUACCUGCUCAGGUGACACAUGUUAUUUCCAAGAGCUCGGAGCUGGGAUAACUUGCCCCAUAAAAACCAACAUUCCUGUUGUAAACGUAGGUUUGGGUGGGCAAAGGGGAGCUGAGUGAGAUCCCAGGGACUGGGGCUCACCUGCAGCUGGAUGGAGAGGGUUGAUCUGCCACCUUGGCACCUGCCCUUGGAGCUGGGAGUCAGUCAGGCUUUAAUUUUCAGGGAAAAAAAAAAAGAUAUGUCCUCUGUGUUUUAAUGGUGUUUGGGCUUCAGGUGUUUAAACCCAGCCUUGUUUAGGAGCAGAUCUCACUGGGCAGCUCUGAACUGCCCAGCUGGCAAAGGCAGCUGUGCCAGGGGCAGUUCAGAGGUGAAGGAGAGGAUUUUAUCCUCGCCAUAAACAGUGCAGAGAAGGGAGAAAUGGCUUUAACCUGGAUUGUGCAGAAGACCUUGACCCAGUAGUCUCUAUAUUCCGACCGGGGGCUUGCAGUGCAAAGCCAGGCCAAUGUAUCGUUUUAUUUACAAUAAAAUUAUCAUUUAUAUGAAA